UUUGUGGUUAGGAAUGGGGCAAGUGACGUUGAGAGGAAGUAGUAGUGAAAGAAAGGAGAGUGAGAAUGCUGGUUGUAAGGGAGGCAAUGAUUCAGACACAACCACCACAUCUCACACCCUACUACUCAUCAUCUUCACUCCACUCCACUACUUAAAUAUCUCACUCAUUCAUUCCACCAAACCAAACCCUUCCACAAUAUAAUAUUCCUUUACACUUCUUUUUCUUAACCCAUUCUCAUACACUGCACAUACAGAGAUGCGAAACAUGGCCAGCUCCGCUUCUUCACGAGGCAUUGCUGCCAUCGUCGGUGUCGGUCCCAACCUCGGCCUCUCCAUCGCUCGCAAGUUCGCUCACGAGGGCUACACCGUCGCCAUCCUCGCUCGUGACCUGGGGCGGUUGUCGAGAUUCGCCGACGAAAUAGCCAGGGAAGAGAAGGCGCAGGUUUUCGCCAUUAGAAUAGACUGUUCCGAUUCCCGAAGCGUGAGAGAGGCAUUCGAGGGAGUGCUGUCUCUGGGAUUCGUCGAAAUUCUCGUUUACAAUGCAUACCAACCCCUAUCUUCUUACCCCACUUCCUUCCAAGACCUUCGCAUCGAUUCCUUCCACAAAUCUCUCGCCGUUUCUUCUGUCGGUGCCUUCCACUGCGCUCAACAGGUGCUGCCCGGAAUGGUUGAAAGAGGAAAGGGAACCCUUCUCUUCACGGGUUGUUCCACUUCUCUCAACGGCAUUGCUGGAUACUCCGAACUAUAACACUGGACCCAAUGGGGGAGAUGAGACAGGCUGUGGGAAAUUCGCUUUGAGAGCACUAUCGCAAUGUUUGGCCAAGGAAUUUCAGCCCCAGGGAGUGCACGUAGCUCAUGUUAUCAUCGACGGCCUCAUUGGCCCACCCAGGUUGCUUUCUUUUCUUUACAUACACACCUUCAUACCUUUCUUUUCUUUUGGCAGCAUUGCAUACUAAUUCUUUCAUUUCCUAUAUAU
Messenger RNA from Vigna umbellata (rice bean), 976 nucleotides. NCBI's taxonomy places the organism in Eukaryota, Viridiplantae, Streptophyta, Magnoliopsida, Fabales, Fabaceae. The record is from RefSeq and is a predicted model, not a curated record.